AUGAUGUGUAACAUAUCUGUCAAAGCUUCAUGUCAUAAGUUGAAUGAAGUUUUGAGUGGCUUGAAUGGACAAGUGCGAGAUAUUUUUUCAACAAUAAGCUUCAGUUACUUAUUGGUCCUUCCAGCUCAAUCCGGAGACGAACUUCUUAUUCAUGGGUUGUUACUGCAUAUGUUGUGUCCUACUGUUGAAACAGACGCAGCUGAGCAUCUACAUUUUAGGUUUUCUAGACGUACAUUAUCAUUUGGGUCCGAGGAGUUUUGUAUUGUGUCCGGACUUUACAUAGGCCGGUGUCCUAGAUCAAGGAUCGAAUUUUCAACAAUCCAUCCAUCUUCCAUCCCGUUUGAUCACUCAAACCCACCCUCAAAUACCACGACUUAUUGCCUUCCAUUCACGUUUUUCUACUACGCUUCCCCUUUUCCUUCACUACCGAGAAACACCACCACCCCUAAGGGUGGUGUUGCUGUUGUUGUAACCCAAACACCUCAUCGAGUGUGGCCUGUCCGAAUUGAGAGUCAAUCUUCUCCUCUAGGUGUGAAAUUAUACUCUUUCAGUUUUAUGAAGGAACAUUUCUUUCAGGUGUUUCAUCGAGCACUUGGAGUGCAUUGUUCUCCUCCUUUAAGAGUUAUCACCAUUGGAAGCAUAAAAUUCCAAUUUUCUGUCCAAAGACAUCCAAUUCAGCAAAUAGAUGAACAUAAGGUGGUGGUGGCGACUGGAAUCAUGGUGGCAGCAGCAGAUGGCGGCUGUAGUAGUGGCCGGAGGUUGCUCUGGUUUCCUUUCUUGCUUCCUGCUUGCUUCUGCUCAGCGGGGAUGAUGAGUGGGAAGAGCGAUAGACGAUGUCAGAUGGUAGAUGGUUCGAGUAGGGGUGUUCCAACAGUCACUGCAGUGGUGAUGAUGAAGUAG
Messenger RNA from Lactuca saligna, 900 nucleotides. NCBI's taxonomy places the organism in Eukaryota, Viridiplantae, Streptophyta, Magnoliopsida, Asterales, Asteraceae. The record is from the annotation of a GenBank genome assembly.